GCGACCGAGCUUGGUCGGGUACAGAAGGAGAACCGCAACCGUUUCCAAGCCGGAGGGACAGGAAUUAUAAUAAUAAAUAAAUAAAAAAAAACCACAAACUACUGGACAAAAUACGCGACUUCUUCUGGGGAAGAUUCAUUUAGCAAACCUGGUGGAUAUUUUUAAACGAAACACCGACCAACCUGGAAUAUAUUCGCUAGUUAACUGUUUUCGAGCUACACAGCUAACCAGGCUAGCUAGCUAAACAUGGAGGGUAGAAAUUGAGCCAAAAAAAAUGAAGGUUCUUGAGAAGGUUCUUCGUGCACGCGCUCUAAAUUUUGUAUUAACAUCCAUUUGAAAUACUUCGACUCUUGAUAUUUGCCUGUUGUUUGGUUUAGUUAAGUUUCCCUGGACGGUAUAAUGUUACUUUUUUAAGUUGUUUAGUUAGCCAGCUAAGUUUUUAGAUACUCACGCGCGCGUAUUAUGAAAGAUAUUUUUUCGUGCUUUGGUUCUUCUAAGUAAUAACAAUAACAAGAAAAGCACUAAUGCACGGCUGUGUGUGUGAGACUGCGGGGAUUUCUGAGUAAUGAAAUGCAGUGGAGAAGUGUUCCUGUGUUUUUUGGAGAUGCUCCGGGUCGCCUGUGAAAGAAACUAAACUAUCAGGAAUAAUAAUAAUAAGGCAGGGACUGUAUCAAUAAAUAAGUAAUAAUAAUAAUAUUAGUAAUACGUCAUGAUGGAAGGUCGGGAAACUCCUGGACACGUCGCGAUGCUUGCGGCUUUUUAAUGGCAGUUUGGGCGUUGGAUGUGGAGCCCCGACACCCUGAAAACAACCCACAUGGUUCUAAUCGUUUUAGAAGAUCUAUUACAUGGAGACUAGUUGGUCAUGCCGAGGAAGGAGUUACCGUUGCCAGAGGGUUGGGAAGAAGCCCGAGAUUUUGACGGGAAGGUCUACUACAUUGACCACAUCAACCAGACCACCAGCUGGAUCGACCCCAGGGACAGGCACACUAAGCCCCUGACCUUCGCCGAUUGUAUCGGAGAUGAGUUGCCUUUGGGAUGGGAGGAAGCGUACGAUCCGCAAGUCGGCGCUUAUUACGUCGACCAUAACACAAAGAGCACUCAGCUGGAGGACCCGCGGGUGCAGUGGCAGCGGGAGCAAGAGCUCAUGCUGCGCGAGUACCUCAACGUAGCCAAGGAAGCGCUGAGCGCCCAGAAGGAGAUUUACCAGGUCAAAGAGGAGCGCCUCCGUCUGGCACAGCAACAGUACAAGCAGCUCAACGACGCCUGGAGGGACAAGUCAUCCUCACAGACCAGCUUAAAUUCCAGAUCCUCAUCAAGCAGUAAAUAUGACCCUGAAAUUCUCAAGGCAGAGAUUGUGACCGCUAAGAGUCGGGUGAGUAAGCUGAAGAGAGAUCUGGCCUGUAUGAGGCAGGAGCUGCUUUAUAAGGAGCAGGGCUUUGAAACACUGAAAGAAAUCGAUCACAAGUUGGCGAGCGCUUCUUACGGAUACAAGCAGCACGAGGCCCAAGCCAUCUUGAAGGAGGUCAGGACGAUUAAAGAUGCCAUCAGCUCCGGGGAAAGAGAAAAGCAGGAGCUCAUGCAGAAACUGGCUGUGCUGAAAGAUGGCUUCCAUUUGGAUUUCGGCUCUCAGACCGAGCUGUGGGCCAGUAACCCCUCUCUGGCCAACUCGAACCUGUCGCUGCCUCGCCUCUAUUCCGACGCCGAGUCCCAGACGGAUAUACCCACUGAGAUGGGUUCGAUCCACAAUAAGCUGGCGGAGAAGGUACGAUUGAGCCUGAAAUACGAAGAGGCGAAAAGGAGGAUCGCAAACAUUAAAGUCCAGAUAGCCAAGUUGGACAGCGAGUCAUGGCCCGGUUUGCUGGACCCCGAGCGAGACAGGCUCAUUCUCAUCAGCGAGAAAGAGGAGCUGCUGAAGGAGCUGCAAUACGUUAAACCCUGCAAGCGUGCGCCCAGCGACGCCGAGAAGAUCGAAACCGAGAAAAAGCGUCUGGAGCAGGACCUGCAGGCGGCACGCGACAGCCAGAGCAAAGCUCUUACAGAAAGGUUGACGUUACAUUGCAAGAGGAACAAAUUGGUGAAGGAGCUGGAGGACGUUGUGAGGCAGGCUUCCUCGCUGCACACCCAGUUGAAGAGCCUGUCAGCUAGCACGCUGUCCUGUUCGUCAGGCAGCAGCCGAGGGUCUCUGACGUCUAGCCGCGGCUCGCUGGCCGCAUCCAGCCUCGGUUCACUAUCGUCUCUCAGCUUCACCGACGCCUACUUGGAGCACCAGAACGAGCUGAGCGACCCAGAUUUCCAGGUCAAGUUGGACUCUCUGCUCCAUGAGAACACCUCAUCUACCUACAGGCCCUCCAGCUCUAUCCCCACCAUCCACGAGAACGAGGUGACGUCAGGGCCGGCCGCAAGCGCCGCAGGUCAGGGCGGAGGGCUACGGGCUCAUGCACUACGUCUGUCUGAAACGCCUCGCUCCAUGAGCUCGCUUUCUCCACGCUCGUCGCUCUCCUCUCUCUCUCCGCCCUGCUCGCCACUCGUCCCCGAUGCCUCGUCGCUGGCCGGGGAGACUUUUUCAGGUUCGGCUUCCCAGCUAGACCUGGAGCUGCAGGCCCGGCUCAGCGAGCUCAGCCUGCAGGGGGACGCUAAGCAAGAUGCCUCUAAAGAUCUCGAUUCCCAAACAAGGGUCCUGGGGUCCGGCUCGAAGAAAGUGGGCGUGACGUCGGCUGUGUCGGAUGAAUCGGUUGCGGGAGAUAGCGGCGUGUAUGAGGCAGCAGAGAAAAGGCCUGGAGUCCCCGCCGAGCAGCUGUUGGGUGAUGAAGACGGGGGAUUAGUCAGCUGUGCUCAGAUCAGACUCGGCCUGAAGUACGAGGCUAUAGAGAAUCGCUUUGCCAUCUUCGUCAUGCAGCUGACUAACUGCAGCAUGCUGUCUGUUUCUGCCAGCCAGAACAUGUACAUUCGGGUGGUAGUGCUGCCCUGUCCAGAGGCUACUCGCUGCCUGUUCCGCACACGCAGCUCACAGGCUCACGACACCCUAGAGUUCAACGAGGUGUUCGCUGUUCAGCUUUCCCCCACUGCGUUCAGACAGAAAACCCUCCGCAUCGACGUCUGCUGCACCACCAAGUCCAGAUCAGAGGAGUGCCUGGCUGGAGCUCAAAUCAGUUUGGCUGACAUGGAGUGUUCGGAGGAGUGGUGUACCAAGUGGUAUAACCUCCUCAACUACAUGCUCUUUGCAGACAUGAAUGGCAAGAACAAAGAGCUUGAGGCUCCCACACAGUCUGACGAGACAAUAGAUCCCUCCACAGAACUCCAUGCAACUAACAUGAAGACGACUGAGACGGACUGGCACAUGGAGCCUCUGGAGAGCGACGUGUUUGUGGACGGAGUGGGCAGCGAUAUUGAAGGGGAGGAGUUUAAUUCGGAAGGCUGUCAGUGGGAAGUGGAAGAGGAGGAGGUGGUAGUGGAUGAUGAUGAAGAGAAGCAAGUGAUGACAGCCAAGCCUCCUGCAGCAGCAGCUAUCCCCGAAAAGGUGAAUAAAGAGACAAGCAUGGAGGGCCUCCCUCAUUCCGCCUCCGUGGUUCGACCCAAAGAGCGACGGCUCGAGCUGAACCAGCAAAACCCUUUUGUCAGGGGAAACACUAUAAUUCGCUCUAAGACGUUUUCUCCUGGUCCACAGAGCCAGUACAUCUGCAGGAUCAACCGCAGUGAUAGCGACAGCUCCACUUUGUCGAAGAAGUCUCCUUUCGUCCGGAACGCCUCCGAGAGGCGCAGUGUCCGUAUCAAAAAGCCUCCGAUGCAGAUGCGGGGUUUGGACGGUGUGAUGCGGACUCCUCUGGACCUGGAACUGGAGCUGCAGGCGUCUCGGACACGCCACAGCCGUCUGAACGAGGAACUGCGAGUGCUGCGGCAGCUGAAGGAGCAGAUGGAGAGCGCGAGGCAGCAGGGCCAGCGUAGCCUGCCGGCAUGGGUGCAAGAGGACGAACGCUUCCGACUGCUGCUCACACAGGCCGAGAAACAGACUCAGGAGGAACAGCUUCAGGAGCAGAGAGUGGAGAAGAUGAUGCGAGCGGCAGCUAAGGAGGUGCACAAGAUCCGAGGACAGAGUCGCAAAGAAGGUCCCGAAGUCCAGUCCUUCAGAGAGAAGAUGGCCUUUUUCACGCGAGUAAAGAUCAACGUUCCCGACCUACCAGCUGACGACGUAUAGACAACAAGCACGAGUCUUAACUGCUGUUUCACUGAAGAAGAACCUGACCUCUGGUGGUAUUAUGAAGAAUGAAGAAUUAUUAUUGCAGAAAAUUACAUGUAUUUUCAAUAGGAAAAUGUCCAUUUUUUUAAAAAAAACACUGGGUUUUAGCUCUCAGUUGAAAAUCUGUAGAUUCUGUCUCCUUUUUUCUUUUCUUUUUUUUUCUUUUUUUCAAUUGUACCAACAACCACAUUUUUUUCCCUCUCCAUAGCAAUAUUUUUUCUUUUACUACUAAUAAUUGUAUAUUGUUAUCUUAGGUUUUUUUUUUCUUUUUUUUUUUCUUUUUUUUUUUUUUUUUUGAUAGUCGAUCAUUCCAAAACACUGUUGUGUUGUUUUUAAAAUAACACAAGUAGAGGGGUAAAAAAGAAGUCGUCGGUUUGCUGUAAUUCUAUUAUGUGAAUGCAGAUCCUUAAGGUACUUUUAUGAUUGACAGCACAAGGUUUUGGAAAUCGCUGUUUAGAUGUAUGUUGGUUUGGGUUUAUUAGGUAAACACAAGCAAAGACGUAAACACGUACGCCAGCGAACGUCUCGCUACGAGCAGGGACGCUUUCAACAAGAUAAAGACUGGCGCUUUCUUUUUAAAACAUUUAACACUAUUUACAAGAAAAAAAAAUUAGCUAAAUCUAGCAUCGAAACAUACAAACUAACGGUAGCCAAAAAUGGUUUUAAUGUUUAGUUAUAGCUGAGUGGUAGCUAGCUGUAACUCAUGAUCAUCGUCACUACUUGCUGGUUCUGAGCGUUUUUUUUUGUUUUGUUUUUAGAAGUACAAACCGUUUUUUUGUCCACAAGGCACAGCACACAACACAGCGUCCAUCAUCCCAGCAAUUAUAUUUAAACUGCACUUAGUCGUCCCACAGCCUCUCAGGUAGAAUUUGGCUAGUUCAUGCACUUUAAUAGCUUGUAAUUAGAGAGUGAGGAAAGCAUUCACGGCACGUCGUAGCUUAUCAAGCACAAAGAAUAAAAGAAGAAGAAGGAGGAAGCCUGAUGCAUGCUCUCUAUGACCUUGAAAUAAAAAGUGGGAGAGUUGUUGUUGUUAACGAUAAUUUUCUGCAAGAUUUUUUUGUAUUUUUUCCCUGGAUUUUUAAAUUUUUAAAAAAAAAAUUGUUUUAAAGGCCAGAUUGCUUCUAAGACACUCGUCUAAUCCCUCUUUCCCUCGUCUUUAGCUGCAGGGGAGAUGAUCACGUUUCUCCUCACUUCAUUUCAUAUGAAAAUCAAAUAUAAGAUUAUCAGCCUGUCAACCCCCCCCCCAGUGUAGCCUUAAAUUCUUGCGUCUGAAGUUUUCUGACACUAAUAGACUAUAAAUGUCUUCAACAAAGCCCAUGAUGAGUCCUUUGGUCAUCUCCAGUGCUGCAGUCCACUGUACUCGCAACUCAGAGCAGAGUCACGUUUGUAUGUCUAAUCUCCGGAUUUAAAGUCGCCCUGGAUGAGGGCAUCUGCUAAAUACCAGAAAUGUAAAUGUAAAAAUUACAUUUAGAAAACGUUAUACAGGGAAAUCUGUGCAUUGCGAUAUUGUUGUGACGUCAGCUCUGUUUCCGUCCAGUCCCUCUCCCAUCCUUAUGUCCCAGUAAAAUGGAUUGCAGAUUAGAAGAGUUUACGAUGCCUAUGCUGCAUUCGGCCUGAAAUUAGAAAUCACUUACAAUGCGAGUUACAAAGAGCAAAUAAAAACAUGUAACUUCUACCUGAGUUCAGUGAGUGACCAGUUUCAAGAUGAGGGCUGUUUGGUUUUUCCUAGUCAGCGAGCAGAGUUCAGAGUCUCAGUGGAAGGCAGCAUAUGAAAAUUUAGGAUGUAGAAUGAAAGCAUUGAUGUAACCACUAAAGCAUCUCGUACACGCACUACGUAGAUUUCCGUACGCGGCCGUCCGAUACGCCUGGGAUGCGGUCAGGACAUAAAGAAAACGGAAGCACCGGAGACGUUUAUACGGACAGACGAUUUAAAUUUAACCCUGAACAACGUGCCUUGAUGUCAACAAUCUCAGUUUAAUUCUUUCGGUUUUCCCUCUUACCGCGUUCUUCCAUCGCACCGAGCUCCGACCUCAACAACAAACCAGCACCGAUCGUCUCGUCAGCACCUUUCUGUUCCAAACAACAGCAACCUCUGCAACAUUCCGCAUGUCUCUCACCCGAGAACAAACAAAUUUCUAAAAGCUUUACCUGUAUCCAAAUUUCUCAGAGUUGCAUUGCCACGCGUUUCUCAUUUCAUCGAUUCCUCCAUUAAUUCGCCACGCUCUUUUCUGCAUCCUGUUCCAUUUAAUUUUCUUCACGAUUAGAGUUCUAGCGCAACUCAGGCUGGGCAUUGCUCGGGGAUUGCUGUGGUACAAAAAAAUGACAAAAUACAAAGCGUAAACUGGAGGCUGUUUUUUUUUUUAUUUUUAUUUUAACACCCAUAUGUUGAAGUUGAAGACUGGAAUCUGAAUGUAUGAAAAGCAAACGUUUUCCUUUAAACAGCAUGCACUGUAUGUAGCUGAAUGUGAAUUGUUACAUGGAAACACUACGAUAGCUCUAUUUUCUUUUCUUUUGAACUGGAAGUCUUAGUUCUGGAAGAGCGCUACGCAGGGCAUCGGUUGCGAUUCACUGCGGCGCUCCUUUACUGCUCGAAGGCUCUGAUCAACACCACGCGCUUAUCUAACAUUCUGAUUCUGCUGUAAUCAUGUCAAAAACAUUAGAAAGGAGGAAAAAAAUAUCUCAGUCAGCCACCGAUGCUGGUAGUCAUGAAUGAUUUGUUAUGGAUAUAGAUUUAUAAUAGGAUUCCUGCGUCAUUGCAUUUGAUGUCUUUUAGUUUUUGUUUUUAAAUCCAGCACCAAUGGAAAAAGAACCGGGUCUUUCCACUAAAGCCGAGGCGAUUUUGAGAAACACAGCAUGUAUUUAUUGCACUUUUGUGAUUUGGGUGUGCUUUUUUUUUUUUCUUUCUUUCUUUUUUUUUGUCUUUUUUUUUUUCCUUUCCUUGUGAGACUUAUGAAAGCUGUGAAUUUUUCCCAUCGACACUGUACUGUCAACAAAAAAUUGUAAAUACGUCACCAGCACAAGAACAUGUUUUGUAGUUUCACAACAAAUAUAUAAAUAUAUAAAAAAAAAAAGGUUCUUUG
Hemibagrus wyckioides is the source of this 7314-nucleotide messenger RNA. It is a transcript of the gene wwc1, whose product is annotated as WW and C2 domain containing 1. Gene Ontology annotation, biological process: regulation of DNA-templated transcription; cell migration; regulation of hippo signaling. Bases 863 to 4192 code for a protein of 1109 amino acids. Lineage: Eukaryota; Metazoa; Chordata; Actinopteri; Siluriformes; Bagridae. Gene Ontology annotation, cellular component: cytoplasm. The transcript has 22 exons. Gene Ontology annotation, molecular function: molecular adaptor activity; kinase binding. The record is from RefSeq and is a predicted model, not a curated record.